Molecule: messenger RNA, 481 nt
Organism: Camelina sativa (false flax)
Lineage: Eukaryota; Viridiplantae; Streptophyta; Magnoliopsida; Brassicales; Brassicaceae
Source: RefSeq, a predicted model, not a curated record
UUGUUUUCAUCUUGCUUGCCCAAAUCUGUGUAUUUCUCCAAAGGUAAAGCUCUCUCUCUCUCUCAUCAAUGGCGAAAUCAGCGGCGACGGCGGCUUCCUCGCUUGUGCAAAACCUUAGACGAUUCAUCAAGAAGCCAUGGCAGAUCACCGGGCCUUGCGCUCACCCGGAAUACCUCGAAGCUGUUCCCAAGGCCACCGAGUAUCGUCUCCGAUGCCCCGCAACGACUGAUGGAGAGGCCAUCGUGCCGACAUCGGAUCCCGAAACCGUAUACAACAUCGUAUACCACGGCCGAGAUCAGCGCCGAAACCGUCCACAGAUCCGGCGAUACCUAUUGAAGAAGGACAACGUGGUUCAGAUGAUGAACGAGAAGAAGACGUUCGACGUCUCCGACUUCCCUAAGGUUUACCUGACUACCACAGUCGAAGAGGAUUUAAACACGCGUGGUGGAGGCUACGUUAAAUAAAACAGGGUUGUUUCAUC